AAGUGUUCGUGUCUUAAAAUGCUUAGACGUUCCUUAGUCUCUACUCACUAAAACAUUAAGUUUAAAACUUUACAAACUACAUGACGUCAUAUGUCAGUGGAAGCGGUGAACCACGUCAGUCAUGUCACGUGAUCAAAGAGUCGUCUGCUACACAGAUCAAAAUGGCGGCAGAGCGGUGGUGAAGAGUGUGGAGCGACACGGAGCAGCUUGCAAAUUAGGAUCCCGUUGUCUUAUUUUUGGCAUAUCUUUUCCUGGCUUUGCUUGGCUCGUGUCGGGUUUCCGAGUGUAGUUGCAUCUCGCAAGCGAUGCAUGUGGGUCUUGACAAUGCACAAGCAUCUGAAGUGAGGAAUCGGAGUGAAAUGGAGUUAAGGAUGUAUAUAACGGACUCUCCGUCACCUGAAUAGCAAUUACUGGUCUUUUACACCAGUGGUGCCGAUUUCCUCUUCUUGAUUGUUUAAUCAAUGAUGCAUGUGAGACUCGUUCCAAACGUGAGUAUAUGGGUGCAGUGUUGUCGGAAUCAUCUCUUCCCUGUUUCCGGAUUACAGCUUCCCAGACCUUUUUCAUUAAGCAACAACUAUACAUGACUUUGGGACGCGGCUUAACAGAUGUACGAUGUUUUAUGUUCUAACUACAUGUAACAAUUUGUAUUCUUCACGCAAUGAAGAAUAUAUCAACCACUUAACAUACGUUUCAAGGUUUUGGACUCCUGGACCGUUUUGAAUAUUCAAAUGAUGUGAGAUGUAAUUCUAAUCAUUACCGAUUCAGUCGUUGAACAUUGUGGGGGAUAUUUCUUCAAUGUUUCAAAGCUGCAUAUAAAGUGUAAAUCUAUUUGAGUUACUGUGACUUGAGGAUCAAUCGUUGGAGCUGAUCGGCAUAUGUCAGUUGCUUGAGCUGUCUCGGGAGUCUACGGGAUAGCACCCGCGCCCAAACAUCUCCCUAACACACCAUCACGGAUAAGUAUUGAGAAAACAGAAGAGUUUAGCGUAUGCGGAAUAUUUUGGAAGCACUUAUCUGAAGGUAGAAUGCUCUUGGAACCGGGCCAAGGAAGUUGAUGGAUUCUUACUCCUCUAGUUGAAAUUUGCAUUUUAUACUUCAAUCCCUGCUUAACGUGCAUUAAGAACUGAACACGACGAGAUCGGGAUUUCAAGGAUUAAAGAUUGUACUCAAAACCUUUGUGAUAUGAAAAUAUCACUGGGAACAGGAAUACCUUGAAGAACGACAUACGAAUAAUAUUCCAUUUAUCUGUGAAUAAGUGCAUAUUCAGUAUAUGGAUACCAGGGAUACAAGCUUCAUAUUUGACGUUGACCUUCGGAUUCGUCCUUGAGCGGAAACUCGAAUCAAAGCUGGCGACCAUUGUGCAACGACAUUAUAAGUCGGACGGUCACGUGACAUCUCCUGACAUCCAAAUCGUCCGUGUAUGUACGGCGUUGUACUUAGUAAGCACAGUCAUGGCAAGUGUGGCCUAUAACUUUAUGACAGUGGAUUCAAACGCCCACCACCGUCGUUACAGCAACUCCGGCCAUGAUACCGGCGUGAGCGUUGACGUUUUAAGCGAGACGUCAUCAAUACCAAGAUCUGCCAAGAAACGAACUCGUAAGAAGUCUUCUGCUUCUGUUGUUCAAACCAACCACAAGAAGUUCUACGGUUUCUGCAGUUGUUGCGAAAAUCGUCCCCUCACAUGUUGUGUCAAGGUGAAAGUACAAGUGUGCGUGCAGUUUUUCAAAGUCGGCGAGAUCGACACACUCAAGGAACAAUACACAGCUGACGUCAUCGUGCGGGCAAGAUGGCGGGAGCCAAGUUUGGAUGGACAAAUUCAGUCGGCAGGAGACAUCCAGGAUUUUCAGAAGUACUGGAACCCCAAACUAUACAUCGAAAACACGAUAGGAGACCCUAAGGAGAUCUUGCGGCACCGCCUCACAUUCAACAACAGGGGGGAAUGUUUUGUGUCGGAGAAGAGAAUCAUCAAGGGGACGUUCAUGGAGAACCUGGAACUCGACAACUUUCCAUUUGAUGUACAGGACUUGACUGUUACUGUGGCAUCCGAGUUUCCCUCAUACGAGGUGGAGAUUGUUGAAGACUCUGAGAACAGACAUAUGGUGAACAGACAAAGCUUCGUGGACGAGCAAGAGUGGCAUCUAUAUGUGCACACGGAGUGUGAGAAGAAAGCCAUAGUCAUUGACCAAGCGGACAAUAGUGUAAAGAGAUCGGCAGUUUCCGUCAAGUGCCGAGCAGCAAGACGACCCGGUUACUUUGUAUGGAAUAUAUUCAUGGUGACGUUUCUCAUCUGCAGUCUGGCAUUCGCCACAUUUAGUGUUGAGAAGGAUCUACCCCAGAACCGGCUUCAGCUGUCCUUCACGCUUGUCCUCACCGCCGUCGCGUUCAAGUCAGUCGUCAAUCAGAGUCUACCGCGGAUAUCCUAUCUUACAUAUAUGGAUAAAUAUUUACUAACGUCAAUGGUAAUGCUGUCGACGGUGUGUGCAUGGCACGGUAUCGUGACGACGUUGUUGAAGGACCGUGAGCACGCCGACAAGGUGGAGGUGAUCGUACUGUCUGUACUGGUGGCCCUCUACAUCCUCUACAAUGCCGGCUUCAUGCUGGCGAUAUAUGUAGUACCUUACAAGAAACGACGAAUAAUGGCCCAGAAGGAUAGGGAGUAUAAAGAAGGUUGGCAACAUAGAGUGAAGGCAAAAUACUAGCAUCUAAAGGCCUAUACCCGAGUCCCUCAAUUCUUAACAAGAACUGAAGAUGACCUUACCGAAAAACGUUCCCGAAGCGUUCUAAAAACGGUACAGUUGACCUUCUCAGGACCUGUAAGUCUCUACUUCUGCUGAGCAGAGGUCACAGUAGGUCAAGUCAGAGGUCAAGGUUGCAGACAAAGGUCGAAUUAUGAAGACCAAGGUCAUCAAACGCCAUUGAACAGUCGGCAUGUCCGUCGCAGAUGUCGGUCUUUCACAGAAAUCCGCAACCUAGUCAAGCGCAAGAUUUGGACAACGUGUCAGACGAAUCACUCGUGUCUGAAAUCUGUGAAUACCAUUCUUCAUGAACUUCCCACGGCAAACAGAUUCAUCGUUGACAGUGUCAGAGGUUGUCCAGACAUAUCCUGCAUCUGGAGGACACAUACGUACACAGGUGCUCCGGAGGAUGACACUCUCCUAGGCAUCCACAUCGAACGUUGAUGCCACUAUCUUCUAUCCAUCUUCAGCAUGGUAGGACCAUCAGCACCAUGUUUAUCUAGUAGAGGUUCGUCCUUCAAGCACACAAGCCAACCCCUAUUCCGUGUUGGGAAAGUAAGGGCCACGGGACUCUCUUCUCCGAGAGACAAUAUCAUCCUUUAUAGUAACUGGAAAACAGCCCUGUCCCCCGGUGCUCACCGGAGCACGAGAUCCCUUCUCUCCUGAAGCUCACCUUACUACGAUGUGCACAGUACGUUGGUGGAGAUAUUUGUUGUUACAAUGACACGAGAGAUCAACUCGUGUAGUAUCAUACUAUCCGAACGCCGACUCUAUUCAAGGGAGUUACUGAAUAUAUGCACCUAGAACUUUGCACCUGUUGGCAAACAGUGUAACAACUUGUGAUAUAUAUUCACCACAAGCAAUAACUUAUCAUGGUACAAUUUGCACCAAUGUAUAUAUCUCAUACCUCUUACCUCGCAUAGUUGUGCUAAUAUAGGGAAAAGCUGCAUUUGGUGUAGAUGUUUGUCUAAACAACUCAUCAAACAAGGUAGGUCGUUAGCUUUAUGACGGACAUUUCAUCUUUACAACACGCCACCUGUCGGCAGACGGAGAAAGAAGCUAUGGACCAUUCCGAAAAGAACCAUCUCAGCGCUAUGACUUACGUAAAUCUAGGUAUAGGAAUUGGAGUUACGACUUCUAGAGUUACUGGGUCUUAGGACUAAGAUCGUUUUGUGGAACUGGGCCCAGGUCUUGAGCGUAUUUUCUAUAGAUCGUUGUUGAUUUCAGUGAAAACUAGUUAACUCGAACAUUACCUCGACAUAUCGCUUUUGACGAUGUCACUUCAAGGUUGGACGAAUAAGCGAUAUAGUAUAGCGGUAUAAUUUACUGGUCAGUUGCAUCAAAAUAAUAUAGAUUCAAUGUCAUUGUGCAGGGGAAUUAAUUAUGAUGGAACAGGACUCACUGAAUACACAGACUGUAAGUAUGGAGAACAAUGGAUAGAUUCCCUUCUGUUAGCAUUACAUAUGGUAUGUUACUGUCAUGUUCUGCCUGUUUAAAUUAGAGUCAUGCAUUGUGCCAUAGAAACCUGGGGCACAUCACAUGAUCAUGUUUGUCCUAGUCUUACAAUUUCCAUGUAAAAUAUCGGUACCCCCGUUUCUUGAAAUCCGUCUAAUUGGAUUUGCAAAGAUUUCGAGUUUAUGAGAAUUCAUGUAUUUAUGUAUCACAUCACCGAUAUCUCCUUCAAUUUAUGUGUGUGUCAUAUCACCUUCAAAAUAAUUAAUACGUCAUUAAUACAUCUUUAGUGGAAGAAUAUCGUAAAUCCGAUUUAACUAUUCGUGUAGUUUCUGAAUGUACGAACGUUGAUCAUAAAUGUGGACCUUACCCCACACAAAACAACACAAAAACUUGUUUGUGAAGAAAGAAGUAUGUUUUAACUUUCAGCAGUAUACCCAAGCAAAUAUGUAGUCUAGGUCGUCUUUGUAUUGUAUGCGUAUAUAUUCUUAAUAUAGAGUAAACCAUCCUCUCUCAGCCAACAUACUGGAUAAUCGAGGGUGGUUGGCACCUCAUCUAUUUUAGAUCUUGCUUGAGACAUUGUGACAGUACAGAACUGGAUGAAUCCUUAUAUUUCGAAUCAUCUAACAUUGGCACACCGCUUGUCUCGAAGUAUACUGCAAACAAAGGGAAGAAAAAAUUUGAUAAUUCGAUUUCAACCAAAUGGUACAGAAGCUUUCAAAAUGUAAUUAGAUUGUAUUUGCCGAAACACUUAUGCAUGUAACAAGUACAUCACAAUCCAAUAACCAUUUUCCCUUCGUUACAUUUCAUCAAGCAUGGAUGAAUACUUUCUCUUUCCCGACAGAUUAUGAAUAACACGAUCUAUUUCUAUUGCUUCAAAGGCGUUACGUUCUUUUUCAACAUUCUGUGUCUUCUCGUUAUCUAAACCCAAGGGGUGGUGGGGUAGCCCAGUGGUUAAAGCGUUCGCUCGUCACGCCAAAGACCCGGGUUCGUUUCCCCACAUGGGUACAAUGUGUGAAGCCCA
Messenger RNA from Haliotis rubra (blacklip abalone), 5208 nucleotides. Its product is annotated as cys-loop ligand-gated ion channel-like. The record is from RefSeq and is a predicted model, not a curated record. Gene Ontology annotation, biological process: nervous system process; monoatomic ion transmembrane transport; signal transduction. The coding region runs from base 1449 to 2696 and encodes 415 amino acids. The transcript has 10 exons. Gene Ontology annotation, molecular function: extracellular ligand-gated monoatomic ion channel activity; transmembrane signaling receptor activity; neurotransmitter receptor activity. Lineage: Eukaryota; Metazoa; Mollusca; Gastropoda; Lepetellida; Haliotidae. Gene Ontology annotation, cellular component: membrane; synapse; neuron projection.